CCGCCCAAGCCCUCCGUGCCCUUUCUCAUCUCGGCCAAGGAGGCUGUCGCCGGCCUGCCCAACAAGCGGGUGAGUAGCGUCGCGUCUGUGCAAGCACGGGGGUCCACCUGCAUGUGCAUGUGCACUAAAUUUGUAUCCGCAGCAGCGCACGAUGGAUACACACCACUGACAUUGACACCAGGACAUCGUCGCGCUCGACGUCUCGUGGCACAUGCCCAACUCGCCGCGCAACCCCGACGAGGAAUACCACAGCGGGCCGCGCAUCCCCGGCGCGCGCCGCUUCAACCUGGACAAGAUCGCGGAUCUGGACCCGAAGACGAACCCGCUCGGGCUGGGCCACAUGCUUCCGAGUCUCGAGACGUUCCGCGAUGCUGCGGGCAAAUUGGGGAUCACACCGCACACCCACGUGGUGCUGUACGACAGCAUCGGCGUGUUUUCGGCCCCGCGCGGCCUCUUCACGUUCAAAGCGUUCGGGCACGACAAAGUGUCGGUGCUGGACGGCGGGCUGCCGGCGUGGAUCGACGAAGGCGGGGACGUGGAUGAAGGCCCGCCCGAAGUGGACUGGAAGCCGGUGGCAUACACCUCCGGCGCGCUGAACAAGGACAUGGUGAAGAGCUACGCCGACAUGGUGGCGAGCGCGGCGGGCGGGGACAUUGUGCUGGACGCGCGCUCGCCCGGCCGCUUCGCGGGCACGGACCCCGAGCCCCGCCCGGGCCUGUCGAGCGGGCACAUGCCGCGCGCGCGCAGCCUGCCUUUCGGCGAGCUGCUCGUGCCCGUCGGCGACGGGCACCCGUACACGUCGUACAAGACGCCGGCGGAGCUGCGCGCCGUCCUCGUCCGCGCUGUGGGCGGGGAGGAGGCGUGGGCCGCGCUGCUCGACCAAGGCGCGGAUGCGGCCGGGGGCGCCGUCGAGCGCCAGAUGGUCUUCUCAUGCGGGUCGGGUAUGACGGCAUGUGUGGGGUGGCUCGCGGCACAGAUCGUCGCGCAGGAGGAGGGGCGCGUCGUGUCUGCUGCCGUCUACGACGAGAGUUGGACGGGGUAUGCGAGUCGUCCGGAGAGCAAGAUUGUGAAGAGUAACGAGUAGCCGGCUAUCGGCGGAAGAAGGGGCACGAGCAACGGCAACGCAGACAAGACAAGAGGGACAGCAGACAACGGCAUGAGAGGGAGACGACAACACAAGCACAACCAAGCGACGUAGAGACACAGUGUGCAUGCAGUGAUUGAGUAGUGAUGUAGAAUGGUGUUCA
Messenger RNA from Cutaneotrichosporon oleaginosum, 1247 nucleotides. RefSeq lists its product as uncharacterized. The record is from RefSeq and is a predicted model, not a curated record. Gene Ontology annotation, molecular function: thiosulfate-cyanide sulfurtransferase activity. NCBI's taxonomy places the organism in Eukaryota, Fungi, Basidiomycota, Tremellomycetes, Trichosporonales, Trichosporonaceae. Gene Ontology annotation, cellular component: mitochondrion.